UAGUAUUGAGAAAGCCAGAGUAUUCCUCACAUUUUAUCAUCGAUUUCUGUGUAAAAUUGUUUUGAAGUUGCCUAUUUUCUGAAGAAUUCCUCCGCCAUGGGACUUCCUGUAGGUCUUCGUAAUAUCGCUAUACCCAGAGUGCUGCUAUACUUGGCAUUAGUCGUGGCUUAUUUAGAGACUGGAAUUUAUUGGUUUCUUUCUGGUCUUGGGCUGUGCGAGGCACCACAAGAAGAGAUCAAUCUUUGGCGAGAAUUCUCAGAAAUUUCUUCUGCCAUCUCUUCUUCUUCAGGGCAGAUGAUUAAGCGUAGGUUGUCUGUCAUAACAUUCCGAAAGGUUGCAGAGAAGUUGAUUAAGAUUGAAGAGGAUUUUGUAUGCGCGGUAUGCUUGAGCUCUUUCGAAGAAGAUGAUGAAAUCCGAGAGUUGCGCAAUUGCUCCCACAUUUUUCACAGAAAUUGUUUGGAUAAAUGGAUUGAUAACAAUCAGGAUACCUGCCCUUUUUGCAGAUGUGCUCUGUAUCCACAGAUUCAAAGUGUUGAUAAAUGACGCAAAUGAACGCUUCUCAAACCCUCGAACCUCUCGGUGAUAAAUUCAUUAGGGUUUGAUUUAUUUUUCCUGUGCAUUUUACUUCAUUAAUUUGGGUCAUUUACUCUGCCAGUGAUUAAAAUGAAAUGUUAAUCCUUCCUUUGUUUUUAUUAGUGUUGAUAAAUUAUGCAGAUGAACGCUUCUCAAAAUUAUGGCAGAGGAUAAACCCUCUAACCUCUCGGUGAUAAUUUCAUGAGGGUUUGAUUAUUUUAUUUCUGUGCAUUUUACUUCCUUAAUAAACUUCAUUUGGGGCAUUUG
This is a messenger RNA of Cryptomeria japonica (Japanese cedar), 840 nucleotides long. RefSeq names its product brassinosteroid-responsive RING protein 1. The coding region runs from base 97 to 543 and encodes 148 amino acids. Gene Ontology annotation, molecular function: zinc ion binding. NCBI's taxonomy places the organism in Eukaryota, Viridiplantae, Streptophyta, Pinopsida, Cupressales, Cupressaceae. The transcript has a single exon. The record is from RefSeq and is a predicted model, not a curated record.